AAGAUGAAACGCGUGAAGAAGCGAAUUACCUAUACCACCCAUUCACCGACUCUCUCUCUCUCUCUCUUUCCUUCUAUCUGACACACAGAGUCGCCGACUGACUCUGCACUCUGCAACAGAUGAAGCACCCAACAUGGCCUCGCACCUCCUCUUCUCCCUUCUCCUCUCUUCCUUUCUCCAACCGUUCCGAAUUCUUCACCACGCGCCUCUGCGCGCGUCCUCCGCUGCCGUCCCCUCCCGGCGCCGGCGACUUCUCGGCGCUCCCCUACGACGUGCUGGCGAAGAUCGCCGCCUCCUUCGACGACCCCAACCUCCGCGCGGCGUCACUGGUGUGCCGCGCCUGGUGCGAGGCGCUGCGGCCGCUGCGGGAGGCCAUGGCGCUGCUCCUCUGGGGGAAGCGCUUCAAGCACGGCCACCGUGGCGUCGGCCCCAACCCCGAUAGGGCCCUCGACUCCUUCAUCAAAGCCGCCGCGCGCGGCUCCGCCCUCGCCAUGGUCGACGCCGGCCUCAUCUACUGGGAGCGAGGCGAGAAGCCCAAGGCCAUGGAGUUUUAUCAUAAGGCUGCGGAACUCGGAAACCCUUCUGCGCAGUGCAAUUUGGGACUUUCCUAUCUCCAAGCUGAACCUCCGAACACUGAGCUAGCUGUCAAAUGGUUACAUAAAGCUUCUGUUUGUGGGAAUGUUCGUGCCCAGUACCAGCUUGCGCUUUGUCUGCAUCGCGGUGGUGGGAGGGUCCGUAGCAAUCUGAAAGAAGCUGCUAAAUGGUAUAUGAAAGCUGCAGAGGGUGGGUAUGUCCGUGCCAUGUACAAUAUCUCCUUGUGCUUCUCCUUUGGGGAAGGACUGACACGUAAUCAUCAACUAGCAAGAAAAUGGAUGAAGCGGGCUGCGGAUCGUGGGCAUAGUAAAGCUCAAUUUGAGCAUGGACUUGCUCUCUUUUCUGAGGGAGACAUGAUGAAGGCUGUGGUUUACUUGGAACUUGCUACUCGUGCUGGUGAAAAAGGUGCUGCUCAUGUCAAGAAUGCAGUUCUUCAUCGGCUUUCAUCAGCUUCACGUGAUCACGCCAUGCAUCUAGCUAACAGUUGGCGUGCAUUGCCAUCAAGUUGAGCCAAUCCUUAUGUUGGUUUGUGAUGAAGAAGUUGCAUGACCUUGGUCGGUGGCAUCAGAAGAGUGAAGUCAACUAAGAAUACCUAAGCAUAGAAACAAGGAAAGCAGGAGGAGCUGACUAAGAAACUACCUUUGCCUGCUAAUCCUGACUAUAGUGGUUUUCCUAUAAUAUAAAGAAAACUAGUUGGUGGGCGUUUGUAAAAGCUAGUUGAAUUUGAAUCCUUUGUAAAACGCCCCAUUGACUAGUUGCAAGUUCCUCUCAAGUUCCCCUUACAACUGUGCAGGGUAGAAUGUGGUGGGCGUUUUUUGUCAUAAGUGGCAUCUAGAAAAUUGCAACGUCAUAUACUCAUAUUACUCCAUAUUAUAUAGGAUGAAUGACUGAUUAAGUAGUACCAAGCUGUGUCUAUGGCUUUACAAGAGAACCAGUUUAACCUCUAGUGUGGUUCAUAUCUAAUCUACUAUUAACUAAUCAUGUCCAUUUUUUUUUUU
Glycine soja is the source of this 1592-nucleotide messenger RNA. RefSeq names its product F-box protein At1g70590-like. Bases 120 to 1103 code for a protein of 327 amino acids. The transcript is spliced from 4 exons. Lineage: Eukaryota; Viridiplantae; Streptophyta; Magnoliopsida; Fabales; Fabaceae. The record is from RefSeq and is a predicted model, not a curated record. Gene Ontology annotation, molecular function: protein binding.